GUCCAUGACCGCCUGGAUCGCUACUGCUGUGGCUUUGAACCUGAGCCCUCGGAGCCCUGUGUGGAAGAGGGGCUCCGGGAGAAAUGCACAAACCCGGGCGAGCUGCGACUGGUCCACAUCCUGGUCCGGAGCAGCGAUCCAUCUCGUCUGGUCUACAUCGAUAACGCCGGCCACCUCCAGCACCCUGAGGACAGGCUGAACUUUCGGCUGCUGGAGGGCAUAGAUGGGUUCCCCGAGUCCGCCGUGAAGGUUCUCCAGUCAGGGUGUCUACGGAAUAUGCUGCUCAAGUCGCUGCAGGUGGACCCGGUGUUCUGGGAAAGCCACGGCGGGCGACGGGGCCUGAGGCCGGUUCUCCAGGCCCUGGAGCGGCGAGGACAGGUCCUUCUGGGACACAUCCGGGAGCACAACCUGACAGUCUUCAGGGACGAGGACCCAUGAGCCCCACACUGCCCAGGGGGGCUCUCGCCUCGCUGGUGGGGGGCUCACAGCUCGACCUGAUUGGAUGAGCACCCGUGCUGAUGGCCACACGUCCUUGGGCCCGCCCAUCUUGAAGACAAAUGGAAGGAGCCAGAGCCAGAAGGGCAGCACGGAUGCCACGGGCCAUGCCACCUGCUUGGAAGUGGUAGGGGUGUUGGGUUUUCAGUCUCACUGCAUUCUCUUCUGCCUGCUCAGCAAUGGUUAUGUACUUCCUUGCACCA
Molecule: messenger RNA, 698 nt
Organism: Myotis lucifugus (little brown bat)
Lineage: Eukaryota; Metazoa; Chordata; Mammalia; Chiroptera; Vespertilionidae
Product: protein FAM198A-like
Exons: 3
Cellular component (GO): Golgi apparatus
Source: RefSeq, a predicted model, not a curated record